This is a messenger RNA of Aspergillus fumigatus Af293, 1173 nucleotides long. RefSeq lists its product as uncharacterized. The transcript has a single exon. The record is from RefSeq and is a predicted model, not a curated record. The coding region runs from base 1 to 1173 and encodes 390 amino acids. Lineage: Eukaryota; Fungi; Ascomycota; Eurotiomycetes; Eurotiales; Aspergillaceae.
AUGGCCCUCUCAGAACGUAAAGACUCCCCAAGUGAUCCAGGAAUAGAACCCCGAGGCCAACUUGAAGGCCUCUCCAAAUUCUCACCUUCACACAUCACUAUUGACAUGUUCAAUAACCUCCUUGCACGCUACCCUAACACCGUCAAGACAGUGAUACGACGCAAGGAGACCGCAAGGGCCACCAAAGCCGCCACAGCCCGAGAGAAGAAGACAAGAGGAAAGGGGAAGAAACACGCGGCAGAUUCUGCUACCUCGAAGCAUACAUUGACACCCGAUGAGAAAAAGUCUAUCGACAACCAAGUCCGGGCAUACAUGGCUCUGGACGAGUUGCGGUACGCGACUCUACCAGCGCGGGUGCGGGAGAGAGCUACCGCUGCUGCCACCGUUACAGAAGGGAAAGAAUCCAAGACAGAUGUCUCCGGAUACCUAGAGAAAGAUGAGUUGGUGCAGUUGAUCGAGUGGAAGCUGUCUGUCUCCCCAGUUCACUUAUUGGCACGCGAUAUUGACAGGGAUAGAAAACACGGCGUCUAUCGUCCUACACUCCUAGGUCUGGUCCGCUCGAACCAGGCUGCUCUCGUCCGCCGGACGACGGCCUCUGCGUUUGCUACUGUUCCGGCGUCAGAUCCAAUGGCCGAUCUGGCGUCCGCAGAGGUAGAACCAGAGGGAGAGGCGGAGGGGUCGGACAGCGCAUUCCCCAAACACAGCCUAGAGACAUUGACCGCUCCGCUCCGAGGUGUGGGUCCCGCAACGGCUUCGCUAAUUCUGUCCGUUGCGACGGAGGCAGCGCCAUUCUAUAGCGAUGAUGUCUUUCUUUGGCUUUGCUUGGGUGUGUUUCCCUCUCCUGAUGCCACCGCCGAGGAUGGCGGGAGGAAGAAGGGCGGGAUGUCGAAUCGGAUACGUCCGAACGGCGAACUCAACGUCAAGUAUAACAUUCCGGAGUACCGGCAGCUCUGGGAGGCUGUGCGGCGGCUGCGGGCUAGACUGGCUGCGCAGUCUUCUGAUGCGGUUUCCUGUGCAGACGUUGAGAAGGUGGCGUUUGUGCUGAGGCAUUAUGAUGUCUCGGGCUAUCCUGUUGAGGAUGGUCCUCCUGCUGCUCAGGGAGAUGAGGAGACGAAACGGAAGCCUGAACAGGAUGUUCAAGCAGAGGAGAGAAGCUCGAAAAGAAGACGAUGA